Messenger RNA from Melanotaenia boesemani (Boeseman's rainbowfish), 4489 nucleotides. Its product is annotated as terminal nucleotidyltransferase 4A-like. Gene Ontology annotation, molecular function: mRNA binding; poly(A) RNA polymerase activity. Gene Ontology annotation, cellular component: TRAMP complex; nucleolus. The transcript is spliced from 12 exons. Gene Ontology annotation, biological process: RNA 3'-end processing. The record is from RefSeq and is a predicted model, not a curated record. NCBI's taxonomy places the organism in Eukaryota, Metazoa, Chordata, Actinopteri, Atheriniformes, Melanotaeniidae. The coding region runs from base 197 to 2620 and encodes 807 amino acids.
UUGGCUGUCUUACAUGGAUAGUGGAGUUGUCUAAGCUGUCUGAUAAACUAUACCAAUUUCCAGACAUGAAGCACAUCAAAGAAAACAAGUAAUCUGCACCGAAACAUCUGCUGCUUUCUUUAAGUGCAGAGUACUUAAUUUGCUAAGUUGCUGGCAUUUUUUCCCCGUAAAGAGGUUGUCACUAAACUCGAGUCCAAUGGAUUCCCGGACCGCUAGGAUCCAGCCAGAGCAGAAGGGACCGGCCAAUUCCCCGUGCAUGCACAUUCGGGCGACUUCCUUGGGAUUUAGCUCUAACUCCGGCAUUGACAACAUUUUUCACCACCAACGCAACUUGGCAGUGCAAAAUGCAAACCCAGCGGACUCUCACGGCGAGUAUUGCAAGCAUAUAGCACCGCUACCGGGGGUUGCGUUUGGGAAACUGUCGAAGCGAGACGGCGGCGGAGAGAGGGGAAGCGUCCGGAGGAAGGGCUCGUUGUCACCGUCCUCGUCCUCUCUGGACUCUGAGGCCGAGAGCUCUUCUCCCCCUGGUUCUUCGCUUCAGAUCGACAAUUUGAACGUUACAGAAGAGGCUAAUCAGUUUUUGCACUACAGCGAGCACGAGCUAAACGAGAAAAAUCUUCUACAGCAACAUCCCCCUCCACCUUUACACACCGUUCAGCAACACUGUCGCAGCAUGCAACAAUCCGGCGGCCACACCCCCACCCCCACCGGGAUGAAAAACCAGAAGGCGAACAAGCACCACCGCUUCCAGUCCCAUUCAUCCGGCCGCAGGAGGCAGCUGAGCAGAGCCAACACUUUCCACGGUAUCAACCCGCAUCCGUGCCACCUCAAUGGGCAUCAUGUAGAUUCCUCUUCUUUCUUAUGGAAAAGCAGGCGCUACAGCCAGGGCAUUAAUGGUCUUCAUGAGGAAAUAAUGGACUUUUUCAACUUCAUGUCACCAAGGCCUGAGGAAGAGGCCAUGAGAAGGGGUGUUGUGAACAGAGUAGAGGGAGUCAUCAAGGAUUUGUGGCCUACAGCUCAGGUGGAGCUAUUCGGCAGCUUCAGCACUGGACUCUAUCUUCCUACAAGUGACAUUGACCUGGUGGUGUUUGGAAAAUGGGAGCAUCCCCCCCUGCAGGAGCUUGAACAAGCCCUGAAAAAACACAAUGUGGCUGGCCCAUAUCCUAUUAAAGUGCUUGACAAAGCAACAGUGCCAAUCAUCAAGCUCACAGACCAUGAAACCAAGGUGAAAGUGGACAUUAGCUUUAAUGUGGAAACGGCAGUCAAAGCAGCACAGUUCAUCAAGAGUUACCUUAAGAAGUACACUGUUCUUCCACCCCUGAUCUUCGUUCUGAAGCAGUUUCUCUUGCAAAGGGAUCUAAAUGAAGUCUUUACUGGAGGCAUCAGCUCAUAUAGCCUUAUACUAAUGGCCAUCAGUUUCCUGCAGUUACACCCUCGGAUUGACACACGGCGUGCCAACAUUAACCUGGGCAUCCUGCUAAUCGAGUUCUUUGAGUUAUAUGGCCGCCAUUUCAACUACAUGAAGACGGGCAUCCAGGUGAAGAAUGGCGGAGCUUACCUGUCCAAGGAGGAGAUGUUCGAAGCCAUGGGGAAUGCACACAGGUCGUCAAUGCUCUGCAUUGAAGAUCCAGUACAGCCAGGGAACGAUGUGGGCAGGAGUUCAUACGGAGUGCUGCAAGUCAAGCAGGUCUUUGAUUUUGCAUAUAUGGUGUUGAGCCACGGUGUGUCUCCUCUCACACAUGCAUACCCCAACAAAGAAUAUGAAAGCACUUUAGGACGAAUCAUCAGAGUCAGUCCUGAGGUGCUGGCUUACAGGGAAUGGACUGUCCAGAAGUGGGGAGCCAAGCAGUACACCAAGCUAGAAAAUCAUGAUGUAGAGACCUGUGAGCAGGAUCUUGCCAGACUGAUGCUGGUUGAGGAUCAAAGGGACACCUCCUCACCUCUCAGUGCUGACUCCCAGUCACCUUCUCCAGUUUUUCUCCCCAGCCCUCAACACCAUUCAUCAUCCUCCUCCUCCUCUGCAUGCUCACUCUCCUCUUCCUCAUCUGGAAGUGAUAUAGAGUCGGAUUCUCCACUAAGCAGCAAUACUGCUAUCCAGCUCCUCAGCCUGAGCUCAGUUCAGUCUGUGAUCCAGAUGGCUGCUGACCUGAAGGCUGCACAAUCAACUGGCUUUAUCCACACAACACAUCAGGUUCAGAUGUCUCUCCCAGAAAAUGUCGCCCUUCAUUCUAUCUCUGAUUGCCAGUUCUACCACGAGAACCCUCCUUCCAUCAGUGUUGUGCUCCGUCACGCAACGCAAGCCGCACAAGUCUCCUAUCGCACUAACCCCACAAGCCCUCUCCCCAGUCCUCUCCACUAUCCUCAGGUAGGAGGACAGCAGAGCCACACUUACGCCAUGAGGUCCAAUUCCCAUGGCUCCUUUGAGGCGCACAAAUUUGGCUUCAAGCACAACCAAGCUGGCAGUCUCCAAGGCCAAAGUCACGCUCAAUGUAGCUUCAGUCCGCAGCAUAGAUUUGUUCCCCAGGGUCAUAACACGGGAUUAAGUUUCAGAAACCAGCACCAGUACAACCAAACCAGCUGGCGGCGCAGAAAGAAGGACAGUGUUCCUGCGCUCAACUAGAGCCAAUGAAGGAACCCAGACCAUCGAAAGUUUUUGGAAAGGCAUCUACACUGGGCGAGAAUUAACUGGUCUGUUCCAGUUUUCUGUCACGGCUUACUGGAAAUCCUGAAAAAGCUUCUUAACUGUGCUCAUCAUACUGGAUGCACACCAGCACGUCUGUGAUUUUGUUGAUGAAUUAAUGAUUGCGGUCAUCUCCUAGUCGGCUGAGGAGCUGUUUAUGCCUCCAUGCAGCUUAAACGUCAUGUGCCAUAUCACAGAACUGAUUUAUCAAGCCUGAGUUCUCUUGAAGUUUUGACUUUCUGGGCCUUUCUCAUCAUGUUUUAGGCUCAUUCUCCUGAAUGCAACUUCCUAACGGCUCAAGUCUUAAUUCAGAGCUCUUAAAGUUUGGAAUAUCUUCUAUAUAUUGUACUCUGGACAUUUCCUUUCUACCUAUGCAGGGCAAAGCUGACAAGAUUUUGAGGAUGUGAUGGCACAAAAGUUGCAUUUUCUUGAGUGCUUAAACUCAUAACUGUGAUGACUGGCUUGAAUGUACCAAGGUUCUUCUCUUUUUGUGUGUUUGAAGACUUUUAUUUUCUUUUGCUUUUCUUUUUUUCUGUUUUGGUCUGAUUGGUAUUAUCAUUUUUUAAAUUAUUAGUCUGUAUUGUAAACAUUGCAACCUUAGUCUUACUUGUGCAUUUAUGUGCAAUAAUUGCUUUUAUUUAUUUGACAUUUUAGUUCAAUUUUAAGCUUUUUUUGUUUUGUUUUUUUAUCUUUAUUUUUUUUAUUAUUUCUAGACUAUUUUGAACAGUGCAAUAGAUGAAUUGAAGGGCCAAGGCAAAAUGUUUGUGAAAGUGUGUGUUGAGUGUGUGUAUGUGUGUGUGUGUUUGUGUCAGUAUGGCUUUCCAGCAGAAGGGGGAGCUGUGGUAUAACAUUAGAAAUGCCAACAUUUUACUUGUUUCAGUUCCCAUUGUAUUGUGAUCACUUGAAACUUUUUCAGCUGCCUACCUGAAUACUUUUCUACCACUAGUUUCCGUUUCAAACAUAUCACUCCCUAUCCAGGGUCAUACUUAGAUGCAUUGCCUCUGUAUUGGGGGGGGUGCACUUUUUCCCAUGUUUACAUGUGUCAUGUGAAAUUUAAAAAAUGGUUGGUGCUACUUAUUACCAGCAAAGUGCUUAAUUUCUGCCUUAUAUAUGCUUUGAUUCUGUUAAAGCAAGAAGCCAACUGCCUUCUUAACUGACCAAAUCUACCUUCCCUCCCUCCCUCCUAACACCCCCCCCCCCCUGUAUGUAGCUUGAGCUUUCUGUAUUUGAAGCACUGCCAGGGUUACAUGGCUUUCAUUUUUACAUGCUGUCUCUAGAUGUUGGCUCCAGGAGCAGAUUCCUACUGUAGGCAGUGAUUGUUAGCAUUGCUAUCAUGUCUAAUCCUUUUUGUUUGUUUGUUUUUUAAUUCAUUGAAUAAUUCAGUUGUUACAGAUAAUUUAUAUUUAAAAUGUUUUCCUAUUCUAGGAGCAUAUCUAAGACCAGGUUUGAAGGCUACAUAGUUUACAAAGCCUAACACAGAAGCACUUGAGCUUGAAACACCUUAGAUUUUUUUAUUAUUAUUAUUAAGUUUUGGAGCAGCCAGAACAAAAUGUUUGAAGACUCAAAGUCUAAUUAUGACUCCCUGUGUACCAAACUCUGCAUAAUGUUAUCAUUCCUUUUUGCUUUCUGUGAAGCUUUUCAGCAAUCUGUCUAGAGGAUAAUCAGUGUUAUUGCCAUGUUGCACCACAUCAGAUCCCCGGCUCACCUGUAGCGAAGGAUCGGUUGCAAUCUGCAAACAAUUGAUGUUGAGAUGUAUUUCUUGUUUUUUAUGUAAGUUUUCUAUUUUUUUAAUAAACAUUUUAAAAUUCA